Microthlaspi erraticum is the source of this 2103-nucleotide messenger RNA. NCBI's taxonomy places the organism in Eukaryota, Viridiplantae, Streptophyta, Magnoliopsida, Brassicales, Brassicaceae. The record is from the annotation of a GenBank genome assembly.
AUGGCCACGGAGCAUAUAGUCCAUACGGCCGACGAAUACCAUGUCGAGCUUUUACCUAGCGACGACGCGCCGCCGCCACCUUCACCGUCGUGGCGUCUCAGCCUCGACACUUUUCGACUCCCUACUUCAUCACCGUCUUCCGUCGGCCGUCACGACGCUCGUACUCGUUUUUCUCGCUAUUUCCGUACUCCGAGAAAGGAACGUAGAGUCUCUGAAUACUACAAGAAGCAAGAGAGGCUUCUCGAGGGUUUCAAUGAGAUGGAGACUAUCCACGAAGCUGGUUUUGCAUCUGGAGCUCCAACUGCGGAAGAAUUGAAGAAGCUUGCAAAGAGUGAGAGACUUGCAGUUCACAUCUCCAACGCAACAAAUUUGGUGCUCUUUGUGGCAAAAGUCUAUGCCUCUAUGGAGAGUAGAUCCAUGGCUGUGAUUGCUUCAACUCUGGACUCUCUCUUGGAUCUCUUGUCUGGUUUUAUUCUCUGGUUUACUGCUAAUGCCAUGAGUAAACCAAACCAGUUUCACUACCCAAUAGGCAAGCGACGUAUGCAACCUGUGGGCAUCAUUGUGUUUGCUUCUGUGAUGGCAACUCUUGGACUGCAAGUUUUGCUAGAGUCAGGAAGGCAACUAGUCUCCAAGACUGGUAUUCAUAUGAAUAGCACAGAGGAGAAAUGGAUGAUCGGGAUCAUGGUCUCUGUCACCAUAGUCAAGUUUAUACUCAUGCUUUACUGCAGAGGGUUUCAGAACGAAAUCGUCAGAGCCUACGCUCAGGACCACCUCUUCGACGUCGUCACCAAUUCAGUCGGCUUAACAACAGCUGUCUUGGCCGUCAAAUUCUACUGGUGGAUUGAUCCCUCCGGUGCUAUUCUUAUUGCUUUGUACACCAUAGGAACAUGGGCAAGAACCGUACUAGAGAACGUGCAUUCGCUGAUCGGACGCUCUGCGCCGCCAGAUUUCUUGGCGAAGCUGACGUUCUUGAUAUGGAACCAUCACGAGCAGAUCAAGCACAUUGACACUGUGAGGGCUUACACUUUUGGGUCACACUACUUUGUUGAAGUGGACAUUGUUUUGCCAGAGGACAUGAGACUUCAAGAGGCUCACAACAUCGGAGAGACUCUUCAGGAGAAGCUCGAGCAGCUCGCUGAGGUGGAACGUGCUUUUGUCCACAUAGACUUUGAGUUCACUCAUCGUCCUGAACACAAAUACAUUUCUCUGGCUCAGAAUCUUCGCCAUGGAAAUGUAAAGGAAGAAAAUAAUAGACAAGCUCUCAAACCCCACGGAGUCAUGGCUUUUCUUCUUCCUAAUCUAUCUCCUUCAAUCCUUCGUCAAACCGGAAAAUCCCCAAACCUUAAACCCAUUUUCACUCAAUCUCUAGCUUCGUCGUCGCCGUCGUCUUCUGUUAGCUACGAAUUUGAGGAGGACAAUCACUCUACACUCUCUCUUUCUAGCGUGCAGUCUCCUCCUCUUCCAGAUGCGCAGGUUAAGACAAUACCAACUGCGCAAGAUAAGCAUAACCAAGACAGAAAUGAAUUCUAUAUCAAUCUCGGUGUCGCUGUCCGUACGCUUCGUGAAGACUUGCCUUUGAUCUUCACUAGAGAUCUCAACUACGACAUCUACAGGGACGAUGUAACAUUUGUGGAUCCGAUGAACACAUUCAGUGGGAUUGAGAACUACAAAUUGAUCUUCUGGGCACUCAGAUUCCACGGCAAGAUAUUGUUCAGAGACAUCUCACUUGAGAUCUUCAGGGUAUGGCAGCCAUCAGAGAACAUGAUUCUCAUCAGGUGGAAUCUAAAAGGUGUGCCUAGAGUUCCAUGGGAAGCUAAAGGAGAGUUUCAAGGCACUUCUCGGUAUAAACUCGACCGCAAUGGCAAAAUCUACGAGCAUAGAGUCGAUAACUUGGCAUUCAAUUUCCCUCAUCAGCUCAAACCUGCAGUUUCGGUUUUGGAUUUGGUGACUGCUUCCACUGCAAGUAGUCCCAAACCAACGUUCUUCUUCGGUCCUGUGGACUCGUAUUCGUCUUCAUGGAUUGAGUUUUAUCAAGUGGUAAGACGGACGUUGGACCAGACAGAGGAUAUGCUUGUGACAGACAGUGUAGUCACAUGCUCGUAG